UUCGUGAAUUUAAUAACAUUGUGACGAAACUCAAAGAAAAACCAGAUAGUAUUGAACGAGUCUAUGAGAUGAGGGAUUGGAUAGAAACAAUCCCGAUGACUUUAAAACAACUAGAAGAAACUACUAGGAGAUAUGUUAUGGAAUAUGAGAUACUAGACAUAUUCUGGUAUUCUCUACAAAACGAAGAUUUUGCCAAUAAAUGGAUUGCUAUCGGAUGGCCUUUGAAAGUACAGCAAGAAGCCGAAGCUACGGAAAUCUUCUUGAAAGAAGAAGAGGAACGGUUCUAUAAAAUCCAGCUCAACGAUGAGUUUUCUCUACAAGACCGAAUCGACACAUUGACUGCACAAGUGGUGGCUAUGUCACAGCUAAGAGAUUUUGCGAGGACUGCCGAUAUAGCUUUAAACAUGCGAAAACUGUGGAAAUCUAUGAAAGAAGCCCAAGAACAAGGACAAUUGCUCAAUCAAAGGCAAAAACUCUUUGGAGUUCCUGUUGUACCGUGGGAAAACCUCAUCAGGUUAAUGAAGGAGUUCGAACCUUACAACAAUUUGUGGGGAGGAGCAUCAGAUUGGCUAAGAGCGCACGAAAUCUGGAUGGAUAAUCCCAUCAACCAGAUUGAUGCAGAAACUAUAGAACAUACUGUCAGCGAUAUGUAUAAAAUGAUGGUGAGAUCAAUAAAAACGUUUGCGGACAUUCCCACCAUGCAAAGUGUUGCGAUCGAGAUAAAGAACCAGAUUGAUGAGUUUAAACCAUUGAUACCUCUUCUGCUGGCCCUGAAGAAUCCCGGCAUGAAGGAGAGACAUUGGGAGCAGUUCGAACAAGAAACAGGUAUUUUACUGGAUUUCUCUACUGGCCUUACCUUCCAAGAUUGCCUGACUAUGGGCGUAGGAGAACAUGCAGACAUAAUGGGUCAUAUUGCCGAUAAAGCUACUAAGGAAUAUGCCAUUGAACAGACCUUGAAUAAAAUGAUUGGUGAAUGGGAAGAUGUCAAACUAGAAUUGACACCGUACAAAACUACAGGCACCUAUAUAAUGAAGGUUUCCGAUGAAAUCCAACAGCUGCUAGAUGAUCAAAUUGUCCUUACUCAGCAAAUAUCCUUUAGCCCUUUCAAAGGACCGUUCGAGGAACUUAUUGAUGAUUGGGAAGAGAAACUGAAAAUCACAGCUUAUGUAAUUGAGGAAUGGAUGGACGUCCAAAAACAAUGGAUGUAUUUGGAACCAAUUUUUACUAGUGAAGAUAUAACAAAACAAUUACCCGUCGAAAGUAAGAAGUAUAACGCCAUGGAACGAACCUGGAAGAGAAUAAUGAGAAGCGCUGUUGACAAUCCCCAGAUUAUUGAAUUCUGCGGGAACCGUGCACUACUAGAAAGUUUGAAAGAUGCAAAUCACGUUCUACAAAUUGUUCAAAAAGGUUUGUCUGAAUAUCUGGAAGUCAAACGCAUGAUAUUUCCGCGUCUCUUCUUCCUUAGCGAUGACGAACUCUUGGAAAUCCUGUCUCAAGCACGAAACCCAUUGGCUGUUCAACCUCAUCUAAAGAAAUGCUUCGAAAACAUCGCCAUGCUUACAUUUGAGGAAGAUCUGAAGAUAACUCAGAUGUUUUCAGCCGAAGAAGAAUGUGUGGAUCUGGAUCCACCGCUUUACCCAACCGCAAACGUAGAAAACUGGUUGGUACUUGUUGAAAACUCGAUGAAAAAUACCGUUAGAACACAACUUGGGAAAUCUCUUUUAGAUCUACCACUAAAGGAAAGAAAGGUUUGGGUGCUCAGUUGGCCAGGCCAAAUAGUAAUAGCGUGUAGUCAAACCUUCUGGACAGCUGGCGUAGAAAAAGGUGUUACAGAGAAUAUGUUAAUGGUUUUCUUUACUGAAACUAUGUUGGUUAAUUUGGACGCCCUUCGUGGAUUGGUUAAAGGAAAGUUGACGUUUGUUCAAAGAGAAAUACUGUCAGCCCUUAUUGUUAUAGAGGUACAUUCUAGAGACGUAACCCAGAAUCUGCUAGAUUUGAAAAUACAGAAUGUCAAUGAUUUUGAUUGGAUUAGUCAACUUAGAUAUUACUGGAUUGAAGAGCAAAUGAGAGUUAGAGCUGUAAACGCUGAAUUUCCGUACGGUUAUGAAUAUUUAGGCAACAGUGGGCGUUUGGUUAUCACUCCAUUGACUGAUCGGUGUUAUCUUACCCUAACGGGAGCUCUGCAUCUUAAAUUCGGUGGUGCCCCAGCAGGACCGGCAGGUACUGGUAAAACAGAAACAACAAAAGAUCUGGCCAAAGCAUUUGCUAGACAGUGCGUAGUCUUCAAUUGCUCCGAUCAACUGGACUUCAUGGCAAUGGGCAAAUUUUUUAAAGGAUUGGCAAGUUCAGGAGCUUGGGCAUGUUUUGAUGAGUUUAACAGGAUUGAUAUAGAAGUACUUUCUGUGGUUGCUCAACAAAUAACUACAAUUCAAAAAGCUCAGCAAGCCCGUUUGGAUGUAUUCUUCUUCGAGGGAACCGAAAUACCGUUGAAGGAAUCUUGCGCCGUUUUCAUUACAAUGAAUCCUGGAUAUGCUGGACGAACUGAACUUCCAGAUAACCUCAAAGCUCUAUUUCGACCUGUUUCCAUGAUGGUGCCUGAUUAUGCGUUAAUUGCUGAGAUUUCCUUAUUUUCGUUUGGAUUUAGCAAUGCCAAACAGUUAGCAAAUAAAAUAACAACAACGUUUAAACUGAGCUCAGAACAACUUAGCAGCCAAGAUCACUACGAUUUUGGCAUGAGAGCAGUAAAAACAGUAAUCGCAGUAGCUGGAAAUCUAAAAAGAGAGCGGCCAGAAAUGGACGAGAGUCAAAUAGUGUUAAGAGCAUUGUUGGACGUCAAUGUACCUAAAUUUCUUAAGGACGACUUAACAUUAUUUAGUGGUAUUGUUUCGGAUCUCUUUCCUAGAAUGACCGAGGAGGAAGUCGAUUAUGGAAACUUGGAGAAAGCUAUACGAGCAUCGUGCAUUAAGCUUGGUUUAGAAGACAUAAACGAAUUUGUCAAAAAAGUUAUUCAGCUCUACGAAACUACUAUAGUGCGUCAUGGACUGAUGUUAGUUGGACCUACUGGAUCAGGGAAAACAAAGUGUUACAGAAUUUUAAAAGAUGCGAUGACAAGUCUUAAAGGCGAACCUCAACCGAGUGGUUAUCCUUUCCAACCUGUCCACGCAUACGUCCUCAAUCCAAAAUCGAUAACUAUGGGACAACUUUAUGGAGAGUUUGAUCUUCAGACCCAUGAAUGGACUGAUGGCAUUCUUCCAUGUCUCGUCCGACUUGGAAUUAACGCACCAAACAAAGAUAGACGCUGGUACGUCUUCGAUGGCCCAGUGGAUGCCGUUUGGAUCGAAAACAUGAACACGGUGCUAGAUGACAACAAAAAACUAUGCCUAAGUAGUGGAGAAAUCAUCAAACUUCGGGAUACUAUGACGAUGAUGUUCGAAGUGGCAGAUCUGGCAGUUGCGUCUCCUGCUACGGUAUCCAGAUGUGGAAUGGUGUAUUUAGAGCCCGCAGUACUUGGUCUUGAUCCGUUUGUUACAUGUUGGCUUAAGAGAUUGCCUGAGGUAAAUAAUAGAACGUACGGAGUUAUAUUCUAA
Diabrotica virgifera virgifera (western corn rootworm) is the source of this 3587-nucleotide messenger RNA. Its product is annotated as dynein axonemal heavy chain 1-like. Gene Ontology annotation, molecular function: dynein intermediate chain binding; minus-end-directed microtubule motor activity; dynein light intermediate chain binding. Gene Ontology annotation, biological process: microtubule-based movement. Bases 69 to 3587 code for a protein of 1172 amino acids. The record is from RefSeq and is a predicted model, not a curated record. Gene Ontology annotation, cellular component: dynein complex. Lineage: Eukaryota; Metazoa; Arthropoda; Insecta; Coleoptera; Chrysomelidae. The transcript is spliced from 18 exons.